AUGACGAUGCUCGCAUCGACGCCAUCAGCGGAACUGUUGACGUGGAUUCAACAGCGGCCCUUCGCCUCGGCGUUCACGGCGCUCGUCCUCUACAUCACAUACAAGCUCGCAAUCAAGCCCAUCCUGUUUCCCUCACCCUACCGCUACCUUCCACGCCCAGAAAGAGCAUCGUACGUCCUCGGGCAACGGAUGGUCGAAGCCAAAGGACUCACCUACAUCGACGCGGCCACGCAGCAACCUGUGCACGUGAGCGGACCCGGCGAGGUGAACAAGCACUAUGCCCGUUCACUCCGCAGCAACGUCUUCGUCUUUCCCGAACCGUUCGGCGGCGAGACGCUGAUCAUCUCGGAUCCCUUUGCGCUCAACACAAUCCUGUCCGACAUUGACCUGUUCCAAUCCGACCUGCUGCGCUCGUCGAUCAUCGAGUUUAUCGUCGGCAACGGCAUCGUGACGCGCUACGGCGAUGCGCAUCGCAAGCAGCGCAAGCUCAUGGCUCCCGCCUUCACCCCCGCGCACCUCAAGGGCCUCACCCCGACAUUUACAAAGUAUGCUGAUCUGAUGUGUCGCAAGAUUGAGUCUAGCGUUGCUGGUGGGGAGGACAAGGUGGAUUUGGCAGAGUUCCUCGACUGCACGAUGCUCGACAUUAUCGGCGAGGCCGGCUUUGGGUAUCGGUGUGCAGCGCUCGAGAGGGGACGGGGAGGGUCCGAGCUGUCGGCUGCGUUCAACUCGGUAAACCAGGCGGCGAUUGACUUUGGGCCGGGGCGCGCGAUCCAUCUCGGGCUGUCGGCCAUGCUGUACCCGCGUGCCGCGACGUGGCCCUUGUCCGAGGCCAAUCGGCGUAUCCAGAAGGUGAACCGCGUGAUGGACCGAAUCACGAUGCAGAUCGUGCGCGAGGCCAAGCGGAGCGUACAACAGGAGGGCGAAGAUCUGGGCGACAAGAAGGAUCUAUUGAGUCUGUUGAUCAAGAGCAAUCUCGGCGCAGGGGUGCGCGAGAGGAUGACGGACCGCGAGAUCUCGGGGCAGAUCCAGACAUUCAUGUUUGCCGGGUACGAGACAAGUUCGGUCACCACCUCAUGGGCGUUCUACUUCCUCUCGCAGCACGCCGACGUGCAGACCAAGUUGCGCGCGAUCAUCGAACGGGUGCUCCGCGAACGCAAGGGGCUGGCCCUGGACGAGUUCUCCCCGGCCCUGCUGGACUACGACGACGUGUGGUGCGACCAGCUGCAGUACCUCGACUGGAUCCUCGCCGAGACCCUACGCCUGUGCCCGCCCGUGCCCGGAAACGACCGCGAAGCCACCAAAGACGCCGUUCUCCCGCUCAUGACCCCGCUCACCCUCUCCAACGGUACCACCAUCACGCAGCUCCCCAUCACCAAGGGCUCGCGCCUUACGCUCAGCAUCAAGACCGUCAACUACAAUCCGCUCCUCUUCGGUCACGACGCCGACCACUUCCGCCCGGAUCGAUUCGCAGACUUGCCCCCCGCACAUGCACACGCCAAACUGCCCCCCUACGCCACCUACUCGUUCGUCGGCGGCCCCAAAUCCUGCAUCGGAGCAAAGUUCGCACUGACCGAAAUGAAGGUCCUCAUCAUCAGCGUCCUAGCACGCUUCCAGCUCUCGCCCGAACCCGGUGUCACGAUCAAACAACACCAAGCCCUCAUCGUCCGCCCGCGCGUAGAAACAUCUUCUGGCGGCCCAGAAGCCGGCAUGCCGCUGCGCAUCAAACGCCUGCCCCACAAGGCAUCGGCCUAA
Molecule: messenger RNA, 1752 nt
Organism: Sporisorium graminicola
Lineage: Eukaryota; Fungi; Basidiomycota; Ustilaginomycetes; Ustilaginales; Ustilaginaceae
Exons: 2
Coding region: 1-1752 (583 amino acids)
Molecular function (GO): iron ion binding; heme binding; monooxygenase activity
Source: RefSeq, a predicted model, not a curated record